Messenger RNA from Closterium sp. NIES-65, 342 nucleotides. NCBI's taxonomy places the organism in Eukaryota, Viridiplantae, Streptophyta, Zygnematophyceae, Desmidiales, Closteriaceae. The record is from the annotation of a GenBank genome assembly.
AUGGAGACACGAGUGGUGCGGUGUGCGGCAAAGCACAUGAGCACAGGAGCACACACUCCAAGGCAGCAUGCAGCUGACCAGCUGCCUCCCGACGCUGGUAUCCCUCCACCCGCCUCUCCAUCAACCCAUCCCCUCCUGCACUUGCCCCUCCCCCUCCCACUGCACCCACCACCCCUCCCCCCAUUCCUCCCAUCCCUCCCAUUGGCCCCAUUCCCCCCAUUCCCCCCAAUGCCCCCAUCCCUCCCAUUCCUCCCAAACCUCCCAUCCCUCCUGCUCCUCCCAUUCCACCCAUUCCGCCUGCUGCCCCCCCAGCAGCAGCGUCAGCAGCAGAAGCUGGAUUGA